UUCCAUUACGCACAUCCAGCUCCAGCUCGUCGGUGCUCAGCGCAACGGCGAUUAGGUUCUGUUUUUUUUUUUUUUUUUUUUCUACUAAUAAGCGAAAGGAUCUGGGUUAAAAUGAUGGAGUUUAUGGAGGAUAAGUUUGCCUUGAAAAACCAAACGAUGAAGGCCAGCGAUUACUACAUGGACCAGGUGAUGGAUCUGGACAGCGGGCAGUACUUCAGUAAGUCUGCGGCCAAAUGCGCGCAGGCCUUCGGGCUCCAGAGCGCCGAGCACCGGUCCUCCCCCUGCGGAGAGCAGAGCGGCAGUUUCGUGGUGCCUAAAGCAGAUGCUGAAGGCCUCCACUCGGACCUGGGCCGCUCCUUGGACAGCUGCUGCACUUUACGCGCGUCCCCGGUGAGCGCGACCCCGGACAAGACGGACCUGGAGGAUCUGGGGGGGGACAAGUGUGACAGUAGGUCCAGCAGCAAGAAGAGGAGACACCGGACCACGUUCACCAGCGCACAGCUGGAGGAGCUGGAGAGGUUCCAGAAAACCCACUACCCAGAUGUGUACGUGCGCGAGCAGCUGGCCAUGAGGACCGAGCUGACGGAGGCGCGAGUACAGGUUUGGUUUCAGAACAGAAGAGCCAAGUGGAGGAAAAGAGAGCGCUACGGACAGAUCCAACAGGCCAAAAGCCACUUCGCAACCACAUACGAUUUAUCGGUUUUACCCAGGACCGACAGCUACACACAGAUUCCCAAUAACCUGUGGGCGGGGCCUGCGCCCGGCAGCUCCAUGGUGUCGUCGUGCAUGCUGCCCCGCGGUUCGCCGCCAUGCGUCACCUCCUACUCCCACUCCCCCCGCUCCGCCGCCGGUGCCGCCGACCACGGCUACAUGAGCUUCCCCAACCAGCAGAACCAGUUCAGCCACGUCUCCCUCAACAACUUCUUCGGCGCCGACUCCCUCCUGACGCCGGGCGCCAACGGGCAUCACGCCUUCGAGACCAAACCCGAGUUCGAGAGGCGUUCGUCCAGCAUCGCCGUGCUCCGCAUGAAGGCCAAGGAGCACACGGCCAACAUCUCCUGGGCCAUGUGAUCACGGUCCAGCCUGGGACUUGGACCGGUCUGAGUCCUAUUUAAAGGAAAAGCUUCAGUCCAGACUGAGCUGCAUCUGCAGUGGCUUUACAGACUGUUGAACGCUCACGUACACGUACCUGCUGCUGGGACGGAACAGCCCUGUUCUACACCUGCUCUUUGAGUCAAACUCCAGCAGCUUUAGAUCAUCUCCACCUUCUGUACAGGAAAAACCUCAGACGUGUCCUAAUGCUCUGCCCUUUUACCUCAUUCAUUCAUUCAUUCAUUCAUUUGUUUGUUUAUUUCGAGCAU
This is a messenger RNA of Sphaeramia orbicularis (orbiculate cardinalfish), 1361 nucleotides long. RefSeq names its product ALX homeobox protein 1-like. The record is from RefSeq and is a predicted model, not a curated record. Gene Ontology annotation, biological process: negative regulation of DNA-templated transcription; embryonic skeletal system morphogenesis; positive regulation of transcription by RNA polymerase II. Gene Ontology annotation, molecular function: RNA polymerase II transcription regulatory region sequence-specific DNA binding; DNA-binding transcription activator activity, RNA polymerase II-specific. Lineage: Eukaryota; Metazoa; Chordata; Actinopteri; Kurtiformes; Apogonidae.